This is a messenger RNA of Camellia sinensis, 1722 nucleotides long. Its product is annotated as protein trichome birefringence-like 25. Gene Ontology annotation, cellular component: Golgi apparatus. Lineage: Eukaryota; Viridiplantae; Streptophyta; Magnoliopsida; Ericales; Theaceae. Gene Ontology annotation, molecular function: O-acetyltransferase activity. The record is from RefSeq and is a predicted model, not a curated record.
UUCAUCUUCUCUACGUACAAUCCAAAAAACAAAAACACACGAAAACAAAUGAGGUUUGAUUUAAAAACCACAAACCCAUUUUCGUUUUCAUCAUUGGCUAACAAGCGCAAUCACGUAUUUGUGAAGUUUGUUGUGUGUUUUCUCUUACUGGGUCUCGCAUUUCGCCUCUUCUUAUCAACCACCUCUCUUCAGUUUUCUUCGGAUUCUACUGUGAAUCAAACCCAAAUUUCCAAAAACAAUGUCACAGCAGAAUGUGAUAUAUUUACGGGGCAAUGGAUUCUGGAUCCCUCCGGUCCAUUUUACUCUAACGAGAGCUGCCAGGACAUCGAAGGUCAUCAAAAUUGCAUGAAUAAUGGCCGCCCUGAUUCAAAGUAUCUUUACUGGAGGUGGAAGCCACGGAAUUGCGAGUUACCAAAGUUUGAUCCACAGAGGUUUCUGGAUUUGAUGACGAAUAAAUCAUGGGCCUUCAUUGGUGAUUCAAUUUCGCGUAAUCAUGUGCAGUCAUUGCUUUGCAGUCUGUCACAGGCGGAACAAGCCGUUAUGGUCUACCAUGACAAGGAGUACAGAUCGAAAAAAUGGCAUUUUCGCUCUCACAACUUCACUCUUUCUGUAAUUUGGAACCCUUUCCUCCUGAAAGCCGCUGUUUUUGAAGACAUGAAUGGAGUUUCAUCAGCUGACAUUCAACUUCAUCUUGACAAACUCGACACAUUAUGGACCCAACAAUACAACAGUUUUGAUUAUGUGAUAAUUGCUGGUGGGAAAUGGUUUCUGAAAACAGCGGUCUACUAUGAGAAUAACACGAUCAAAGGGUGCCAUUAUUGCCCGGGUAAGAAUUUGACCGAGUUAGGAUAUGAUCACGCCUAUCGCAAAGCACUACAGUUAAUUUUUAACUUCGUCACGAGUUCAAACCACAAAGCGUAUGUGUUCUUCAGAACUACCACACCGGACCACUUCGAGAAUGGAGAGUGGUUUAGUGGGGGUUACUGCAAUAGAACCGGUCCAUUUAAAGAAGGCGAGGUUGAUUUAAGCACCGUUGACACGACAAUGCACAACAUUGAGUUAGAAGAAUUUGAGAAGGCCGUGGCAAUAGGGUCUGAAAAGGGGACGACUUUGAAACUAUUGGACACAACCCAUCUUUCGUUGUUGAGACCGGAUGGGCACCCAGGACCAUACCGGCAGUUUCAUCCGUUUGCUGAGGGUAAAAAUAUAAAAGUUCAGAAUGAUUGCUUGCAUUGGUGCUUGCCCGGGCCCAUAGAUUCAUGGAAUGAGUUGGUAAUGAAAAUGUUGUUCAGUGGUUGAGAAUGUUGAUGAGAUGAAUCAACUGUUUUUUUGCCUUCGAUUCUCAAGUUUUUUUCAAAAUUGUGGGAUUAUUGUGAUCUUAAUGAUCAGAAGGAAAGAGGAGGGAAGGGGACAUAAUUUGCAUAGGUUGGGUUGCAAUUGAAGCCACUGAACCAUUGAAGCUUGCAAGAAGGAAAGCAGAGGAGUGGCUAUACAUCAAAAAUAUACUGUUGUUCUUCAUUUGAUCACAUCUAUACCAACAAUGUAGAAAACAAAUUCACUAGAGGUAUAUAUAGUUUUUGAUUUCUCUCUGCAAGAGUAUGAUGAUGUUUAAUCUUGGGGGGUUUUGUAAGAAUGAUUAUUUUCUGGUGUUAAAUUGCAACCGGUGUAAGAUUAAUGUUUGGAUUAAUCAAUUUUAUAGAAUUCAUAUUUUGUUGAGUCCGU